CGGAGGAGAUGCCUGGCCGGACCGAUGCAGACAUACCUGAAACAGGAGCCAUCUUCACAUUUGGGAAGAGCAGCUUUGCUAACGAUGUUCCCAGUCAGUUCUGGUUGAAAAAUGACCGUCCAGUGGAGAUAUGCGGUGGCAAAGAGCACAGUGCUGUGAUCACAGAAAAUGGGAGGUUGCUCAUGUUUGGUGGUAAUACUGGUGGCCAACUGGGACUGAAGAUAAAACCAGAUGCCAAAAAACCCACCUCUGUGAAAGCAUUGAAGCCUGAAAAGGUGAAGCUUGUGGCCUGUGGGAGAGAUCACUCACUUGUCUGCACAUUUUCAGUUCAGCACUGCGUCUGUGGGGCUGGCAGGAACCAGAAGGGACAGCUCGGCUUGGGCCACAGGGAGAACACCAAAUCCUUUCAGCUGCUGCGUCCGUUUUGUGAGUCGGCACCGGUCAAAAUGCUCGCUGCUGGCAGCAGCACUUCAGCUGCCUUAACAGAGGAAGGGAGGCUGUUCAUGUGGGGAGACAACUCCGUGGGUCAAAUCGGUUUAGGGGACAAGGCGUUUGCAGCAGAACCUAGAGAGCUGAAUGUGGGGCAGGCGGUGAUGUGGGUAUCUUGUGGGCAUCGCCACUCAGCGUUUGUGACAGCGCACGGUGGACUUUACACCUUUGGUGAAAGUGCAAAUGGACGACUCGGGGUCCAGGUGGGGCAGCUGGCUAAUCACAGAGUCCCCCAGCAAGUGCAAGGCAUUAUGGGAAGUGUCAUUCAGGUGUGCUGUGGAGGGGAGCACACUGUGGCACUAACAGAGGAGGAUGUGUACACGUUUGGCAGAGGUCAGUACGGUCAGCUGGGCCACGGGACGUUUGAGUUUGAACUUCAUUUGCCAAAACCACUGGAGCGCUUCCACAACAGCAGCGCCAGACGAAUCGCCUGCGGAGAAAACCACACUGCUGUGAUUACAAAUGCUGGACUGCUCUACACAUUUGGUGAUGGCCGUUAUGGAAAACUGGGGUUACAGCAGGAGAACUUCAUCAACCAGUUCAGCCCAACACUGUGCACCCGUUUCCUGAAGUACAGCGUGCAAUCAGUGUCCUGCGGUGGUCACCACACUCUGGUUCUGGCUGUCCCCAGACCAGCAGCACAGAGUCAGGGCGUAGAGUCACAGAAGGAUGCCGCAAUUACAGACUUCUUCUGGGAGUCAGACGACCCUGAAAACCUCUUCAAAGACUCUCCGAUGGACCCAGCUGCAGUCGUCCCUCUCUCAGCGCUAGCCGCUCGGGCUCGCCACAGAAAAAAAAAAAGCUUUGUGGAGCUGUUUGGAGAGUUGCCUCAGACUCCCCCUCGUCCUAAUUCUGGCUUCCUCAGCACCUCCUGGCAGACAUCCAGAAAUAUCCCAAACCUGAAGCAGCUUCUAAAGGAUGCUCCCACCCCCACCUCCUCCCCCAAAGCGGCACCAGCAAGCCCGCUUUUAUCCCCCAGAUCUCAGUCCGAAACCAGAACUGGGAGAGUUCAAAUUGCCAAAGAGCUAGAGGUUCGUGGAGACCAGAAGAGUGGCCAAAGCUCGCCCAAAGACCUCAAAGCAGAGGCUCUGACAGGCUCCAACUCCAGAAAGGAAGAAGAGUUGUCACUGAAAAGCAGGAAGAGAAAAGCACGAGUCACAUCUCAAGACCGUCAAAGCAUCAAAAACGGUGACAAGGAUGGGUUAAAAUAUGCAAAAAGCACAACAGGUGAAACUGAAGGCAGAACGUCAGAAAAACAGAAUUUACUUGAAGAGAAGAAGAAAAAGAAGGAAGAAGAACCUAAAGUUAGACAGAGAAAAAGAGGGAAAGAAGACGGUGCUGAUGUGGACUCGGAAGGUAACAGCAAAGCCAAACCCAGGAUUAAAACAACCGAGGCUCCCAGCCAGACCUCUUCACAUCAUGAAGAGGCUUCUGAAGUCUCAAGCAGUGCAGUUUCCUCACAAAGCCCCACAAGAGCCAGGGCGCUUUCUGUCAGCAGAGCUAAAUCCUUGCAAUCCUCUGACCGUCCCGCCGCGGAAACACUUGCACCUGAAACUCAAAGGAAAGAGAACGAAGACCUGCAGGAAGGAAAACAGACGUGGGGAGAGAUUUUGAGCGACGCGGCAUUUCUUCUACCUGCUGCGGGGGUCGCAGGUGCAGCUAUCGGCCUCCUGAGCGAGGCAGUGACUCAUGUGGAGGCUUUCCGGGCCGACAGCGACAGAGCUGCCUCUCCAGAACCUGAAACACCGAAAGUCAAACAGUUCGCAAAGCAGAGUGCAAUUAUGCACCCGUCCUUCUCUGCGAUGUUGCAUUCUGAUUCAGAGGAAAGGGACGACAGCACACAGAAGGAUGCUCAAAUGAGCAUCUUGUCAGAUUUAGGAAACGAUGCACAUGAGGAGGAAUUCAAUGAUCCUUCAGAGCAGGAACCGGCUGAGCAGAUCAGGAAGGAAGAAACUUUUGAAAAUAAAGAAGGAGAAGAAGAAGGCUCUGAAGAGGACGAUGAUUCCAAGAUGACUGAGACAAACACCGGUGAUGAAGAGCAAAAAGAAGAUGAAGAAGCGUUGGGAAGUGACGUGGAAAGCAAAAGCGAGGAUGAGGAAGGAGAAAGCAGCGAGGCUGCAGGGGAGAGUGAACCUGGAGACGAUGACGAUGAUGAGCAAGAUAGUGAGUCAGAAGGAGAGGAGAGCGAGGGAAAAACAAGCUCCAGCGUUCAGGAGGAAGGUGAAGAAAGUAACAAAAGUGACACAAAGGAUGCUGAAAGUGAGGAUGAGGAGAGCAGCAUGGAAACGGGUGAAGGAGUGAGUCACUCUGAGGCGAGUGAGGCAGCCGAGGAGGACGAAGGUGGAAGUGAAGAGCAAAGUGAUGAUGAGAGUAAAGGAGAGGAAGAUAGUGAGGUGAGUGAGGAUGAAGAAGAAAAAAGCGGUGAAGGAUCCAAGAGAGAGCAUAGUGAGAGUGAAGAAGAGGAGAAUGAGGAAGAAGAAGAGGAGGGCGCGGAGGGAAGUGACACGGCGGUGUCUGAGGAAGAAGAAAGCGAGGAACCGAGGCAGUCUGAUGAAGAGCAGGAAACUGAGAAAGAGGAGAGUGGAGGAGAGGGGGAAGAAGUCAGUGAGGAAGAGGAGGAGGAAGGAGAGCUUUCUUCGAGUGACGAAGAAGCUGAACAGGAGGCUACACAGGAUGAGGAGGAAGGAGAAGGGGAGAACACAGAGGAGGAAAAUGAGGAAGAGGAACAGGGGAGCACAGGGAAUGAGGAAGAUGAAGGAACGGAUGAAGAGAGCAAAAGUGAGGAGGAAGAGCAAAGCAUGGAAGAAGAUGAGGAAGGAGCAGAGGAAAGUAUCUCUGCUUCUGAGGAAGAGGAAGAAAGUGAAGAUGACCAUGAAGAAGAAGAGGAAGGAACAGAGGGAAGUAUCUCUGCUUCUGAGGAAGAGGAAGCAAGUGAGGAAAAAGGAAAGGAGAGUGAGGAAGAGGAAGAAAUAGAUGAGGAGGAGGAGGAAGAAGAAGAAGCAGAGGAAGAGGAGGAGGAAGAAGAUGGAAAUCAAGAACAAGAUGAAGAAGAGGAGGAAGAAGAAGAACAAACAGAAAAAGUUGAAGUAGAAGAGGAGGAGGAGGAGGAAGAACAAAUGGAAGAAGAUGAGGAAGAGGAGGAAGAAGAGGAGGAGGAAAAAGAAGAGGGUGAAGAAGAAGAAGAUGAGGAAGAAGUGCAAGAGACAGCAAAGAAACAGAAGAAGAGAGAGAAAUCAACAGGCUCAAAGGGGGCGGAGCCACCCAAACAGAGAGACACAGAGGAGAAGAAACCAGAAGAAUCCAAGCAGUUCUGGAACGAUGUUCUGCCUCAGUACCUGGACCUGCAAUGA
This is a messenger RNA of Xiphophorus maculatus (southern platyfish), 3839 nucleotides long. It is a transcript of the gene rpgr, whose product is annotated as retinitis pigmentosa GTPase regulator. Gene Ontology annotation, molecular function: ubiquitin protein ligase activity. The record is from RefSeq and is a predicted model, not a curated record. Gene Ontology annotation, cellular component: photoreceptor outer segment. The transcript has 14 exons. Gene Ontology annotation, biological process: visual perception; ubiquitin-dependent protein catabolic process; protein ubiquitination. Lineage: Eukaryota; Metazoa; Chordata; Actinopteri; Cyprinodontiformes; Poeciliidae. Bases 9 to 3839 code for a protein of 1276 amino acids.